Molecule: messenger RNA, 1674 nt
Organism: Quercus robur (English oak)
Lineage: Eukaryota; Viridiplantae; Streptophyta; Magnoliopsida; Fagales; Fagaceae
Exons: 7
Coding region: 124-1479 (451 amino acids)
Biological process (GO): protein transport
Source: RefSeq, a predicted model, not a curated record
AUAAAAGUAUCACUUUCCAUCUCAGGAGACCGUUACUUUCUCUCUCUCUCUUUCUCUCUCACAGCUUCUUCGCUUACACUAAAAACACUGCAACACUAACACUCACAACUCACGACUCAGCCAAUGACUGCGGCGAGUGUAGCCACUAGCCACGCCAAGACCAUCAUGAGGAUCGGCCUCUCUCUCUUCCGCCGUGGCUUCAACUCCUCCAAAUGCAAGACAGCGGCCAAGAUGGCAGUGGCGAGGAUAAAGCUGCUGAGGAACAAGAGAGAGGUGGUGGUGAAGCAGAUGAGGCGAGACAUUGCCUUGCUUCUACAGUCAGGUCAAGAUGCCACUGCUCGCAUCCGGGUUGAACAUGUUAUCAGGGAACAGAAUGUUUUGGCUGCAAAUGAGUUCAUUGAACUCUUCUGUGAAUUAGUUGUGGCCAGACUUGCAAUCAUUGCAAAGCAAAGGGAUUGCCCAGCAGAUCUGAAAGAAGGUAUUGCUAGCAUAAUAUUUGCAUCCCCAAGGUGCUCAGAAAUUCCAGAACUUUUAUCACUUCGGAAAGUUUUUGAGAAAAAAUAUGGGAAAGAUUUUGUAUCAGCAGCUACAGAUCUGCGACCUAACUGUGGUGUAAACCGCAUGUUGAUCGACAAACUCUCUGUAAGAACCCCUACUGGUGAAGUAAAAUUGAAAGUCAUGAAGGAAAUAGCGAAGGAGUUCCAGAUUCAAUGGGAUACAACAGAAUCCGAGAUGGAGCUUCUCAAGCCUCCAGAAGAGCGUAUAGAAGGACCUUGCACUUUUGUUAGUGCUACCAGCCUACCCAUGCAGCCUCAGCCAACUCAAUCUGCUGAGCCAAAUAAGCCAACUACUAGAUCAACAAUCAGCGGAGCAAAUGGCAAUAUCUUUUUUGAGGACACUGUCUCAGCUGCAGCAGCAGCUGCAGAAUCUGCCAACAAAGCAAUUGCUGCUGCACAAGCUGCUGCCUAUCUGGCCAACAAAAACUUUAAUCAAGCCACUCAAGCAUCUAGUCUUGAUAACAAGUUGAAUGAUUCUAGUACCAACCAUGGAUUUGGAAAUCUUUAUGGAAAUUCUACUGGCUUCAUCUCAAAUCACCAUUCCCCAGCUAACUCACAGAACACUGAUCAUCAACAAGAAGCUCAUGGGAGGACUUAUGCAUCACAAAGUUUUGGAACGUCUCAUUUUGCAAGCAGUGAGGAGACACCAACUACCAAUGUGAAUGGUGGAAAGGUUUAUAGGAGACACAGCUACAAUGCACCCUCUAGACAUUCAGAUAUAAAGUUUGAUGAAUCAGACUGUGAUGAAGAAAUUGAUAUGGAAGAACCUCCUCCUAGUGGCAUUAAUCCGCCACCCAAGCGGCCCCCACCACCAGCACCUUCAUUUCAUGAUAAACAAGAUUCAAAUUUUCAUGUUCACCCCAAAUUGCCAGAUUAUGAUGCACUCUCCGCUCGCUUUGAAGCACUGAAGUAUCGAAAAUGACAAACUUCUAGCAUGCUUUAUUUGGGGGGGGGGGGGGGGGGGGGAUAUAUGAGUUUUCUUGGCCUUUAUAUAAUUCAUACAUAGAUGCUUUAUGCAUGUUAUUCUAUCAUAUAGAUACCAAAUACUACAAAUGUGAGAUCAUUUUUUUUGUUGUGUAUUGUCCUUUGGGGUAAAUGAAUAUGUCAUUUUGUCAAA